Tricharina praecox is the source of this 753-nucleotide messenger RNA. RefSeq lists its product as uncharacterized. The record is from RefSeq and is a predicted model, not a curated record. Lineage: Eukaryota; Fungi; Ascomycota; Pezizomycetes; Pezizales; Pyronemataceae. The coding region runs from base 1 to 753 and encodes 250 amino acids. The transcript has 4 exons.
AUGCGUGGCUUCAUCAUGCUUGUCUGCCUGUCCCGGGUGCUUGCCGAAAUUGCCGGCAGAAAUGCGGCAGCCUCCCAACCUCUAUCGCCAGAAGACCCAUCUACACCAGAUGGCUCUCACGGUCCGAACGACAUCGGCAUGCGAGUCGGUGAUGGGAGUGAUGCCGGACACGGAAGUGGCCAGUCAUUUGUCGAGCAGCACACCAACUGGCUCCUCAACUCCGCCACCAUCCAACGAAAGUUUGCCGAGCUCGCAACGGCUGUUAUCAAAGCUCGAGAUACCUGCGAUGCUACCAAGAAGGAUUGCACACAGCUUUGCGAUGGUCAGGUGGACUGUCGCUUCCCGCUCAAGUUCACCCAGAUCGACCAGAUAGCCAACGGUCAAAUCAGGUGUAUUCCGCCGUGCGACCCCGAUGUACUGAAUACCUUGUCGACGGACUGGGCUGAGCCAGGAGACGUGCCUCACCCACCGGUUAUUGUGGAAGAGGAGUGGCGCCCGGAUGGGAUUCCGUUUCCGAAUGAUCGGCGGACUAUCAGGCCAGAGGUAGGUGAGGUUACUUUGCCGCUAGCGGAUCCAGCUCAACGUCCAACGGAGCCGUCUCCACAUAUCGAGAAGCGAAGCACCGCAAUGUACGAUGGAUCCGAAAAUGUCAGUUUUGCUCGGCCGGAGGGAAACGCGUCAAGGGUUCGGAGACUAGCGCUGAUAUGGGUGGCUGUGUGUAUCAUCAUUGGCGCCGUCAUGUUCAUGUGUUAG